CACACGGUCUCCGAGUUCUCUCUCUGAAAUUGGGAACAAUUUCUCUAGGGUUUGGAUUUUUAGGGUUUUUUUUUUUUAAUCACAGAAGCCAUGUCGUCCAACAAAGCGGGGCCAGCAGCGACGGCCCAACAGGCUCAGCAGAGCAAUGCGAAGCCGGGGCUCCGGAAGCCCGUGUUCGUGAAGGUGAGCGAUCUCAAGCCCGGAACGAGCGGCCACACUCUCGUCGUGAAGGUGAUCAGCGCCACCACCGUGUUGCAGAAGGGCCGAUCGGUGUCGCAGCACCUCCGCCAGACUCGAAUCUCCGAGUGUCUCAUCGGGGAUGAGACCGGGUCCAUUCUCUUCACUGCUAGAAAUGAUCAAGUUGAUUUGAUGAAGCCUGAUACAACUGUUAUUCUCCGGAAUGCUAAGAUUGACAUGUUUAAGGGAUCCAUGAGGCUAGCAAUUGACAAAUGGGGCCGUAUUGAGGUGACUGAGCCUGCAAACUUUGUAGUCAAGGAAAACAACAAUCUCUCUCUGGUUGAAUAUGAGCUCGUGAAUGUUGCGGAUGAAUGAAUGGGGCCUCUUUGCCGCUGGUAUAUUUUGAGAGAAGAAUCAGAAUUCAUAAAGCUUUGAUGGUUGGUUUUAUUACCAUUUCCUGGUAAUAUGCUGUUACUGCUGCUUGGUUAUGUCAUAUUGGUGAAAUGCUUGUUUGGGAUUGGUUGAGAAAAAUGACUUGGGUGAUUUUUAAUAUAAUUAUGAAGUAGGGUUUGGUUGGAUGCGAGCCGGAACAGCUUGUGCCUUUACGGAAAUGUAAACUUGAUUUUCUCACUUAAGAAAGUGCUUCAGUUCCUUCUUCU
Messenger RNA from Argentina anserina (silverweed cinquefoil), 836 nucleotides. RefSeq lists its product as uncharacterized. The transcript is spliced from 2 exons. Bases 91 to 552 code for a protein of 153 amino acids. NCBI's taxonomy places the organism in Eukaryota, Viridiplantae, Streptophyta, Magnoliopsida, Rosales, Rosaceae. The record is from RefSeq and is a predicted model, not a curated record.